AUGGCAAGCGGGAACGUGUUCGUGCUGGACUCGGCGCUAAAGAGGACCCAAAUUAAGGUCUCGCCUGGCAAGUACCUGCGUGAGGUACUGGAGGAGGCUUGCAAGGCGAGGAAAUGGGAUCCAGAGGCGUACACAUUGAAGACACAGAACAACAAGACCGUGGAUCUGUCACAACCGUUCAGGCUAUCCGGGCUGACGACAGGCGCCAAGCUCCAGCUUGUGCAGGGCAGUCGAUCACCAAGUGUGGUCAAUGUGGCAUUGCAACUACCAGAGAGUGAAGGCGGGAUCAGACUGAGCGACAAGUUCCCAAGCACGACGAGCUUAUGGCUGGUGUUGAGGAAGUACGAAGAUGCUGUCGCCGGAGGGUCAACACGGAAGCUGAACCUCACCCAAAGAGGCGUCCCAUCGAAGCAGUCUUCCGGCUCAGGACGACUGGAGUACGAGCAGCCAAUUCUGAACGUACUUGGAAGGAACCUCGAGACUUUCGCAGACCUGCAGAAGACGUUAGCCCAGCUCGGUGUGAACAACGGCAGCGUGUUGAUUCGACUGAGCUUCAGGAAUAGUGGCCAACCUCUUGAGGAGGCUAUGAAGGAGAUUGGGCAGUUCUUCAGCUCGGUAGACACAGUGCCCGCUGGAGUUGGAUCAAGCGCAUCACAAGGACCUGCCCAACAGGCUGAAGGCGCUCACGCCGCGCCUGCAGCAAACCUGCAAAGCCAAGUUGACGGUUCGGCCGACAACGCCGCUGUACCUAAGGAAGGUGAUGCAGGUCCCGAGCCAGCAGAGCCGGAUGCGACAAUGACCGAUGCACCAAUUGCGCAACCCGUACAAGACGACGUCCUCGCCACUUCAGCAGAAACCCAACCUCAACCAUCAGAACCUCCUUCAAACGUGGUCAAUGGCAUCUCCGUCUAUCGUCCGCCUUCCUCCAGAACACCUGCCGCAGCCCUUCAGCCCGACGACCCAACGGCGUUCGAGCCAAGCAUCGAACACGCAAAAGCACACCAAGCUUCACUCGAGCGUGCAGGCAAAAACACCCGCCUCUUAUCCGAAAAGGAGCUCGAAGAACAGGAGCAGGCACGUCAAGCCAAACUUGCACUCGUCAAAGACGUCACCGUCCGAGUUCGCUACCCUGAUCAAAGCAUGAUCGAGACCACCAUCCAAGCUUCAGACACCGCCGCCGACCUCUACGCCAAAGUCAUGGGCACCCUCGCACAAGCCCCUGAACCCUUCGAACUCCGCUACACCGGACCAAAAGGUCACCAAACCGUCCCCAACGUAUCGAAUCAGCGUCUGGUCCGGGAUCUCGGCUUCAAAGGCAAAGUCCUAGUCAACUUGUUAUGGGCGCCAGAUGCGUCUACGAAGGCGAGACAGGGACCGAGCUUGAAGGAGGAGUACAGAAGCAGAGCGCAGGACCUCAAGGUCGACUUGAAGGCGCGGCAGGCGGAGGGUGAGCAGGGACACAAGGCUGCUAUGGCGAAGAAGGAUGCCCCUGAGCCUUCUGCUGGUGGUGGGAAGGGGAAGGGAGAUUUGGAGGCUAAGAUGAAGAAGUUCCUGGGCUUUGGAAAGAAGUGA
Molecule: messenger RNA, 1572 nt
Organism: Zasmidium cellare ATCC 36951
Lineage: Eukaryota; Fungi; Ascomycota; Dothideomycetes; Mycosphaerellales; Mycosphaerellaceae
Exons: 1
Coding region: 1-1572 (523 amino acids)
Source: RefSeq, a predicted model, not a curated record